Eimeria mitis is the source of this 291-nucleotide messenger RNA. RefSeq lists its product as uncharacterized. The record is from RefSeq and is a predicted model, not a curated record. Bases 1 to 291 code for a protein of 96 amino acids. NCBI's taxonomy places the organism in Eukaryota, Apicomplexa, Conoidasida, Eucoccidiorida, Eimeriidae. The transcript has a single exon.
AUGGAAGAAGCGGAAAGGUAUUCUAGCAGCAGCAGCAGCAGCAGCAGCAGUAGCAGCAGCAGCAGCAGCAGCAGUAUCACCAGCAGCAGCAGCAGCAGCAACAGCAACAGCAGCAGUAGCAGCAGCAGCAGUAGCAGCGUCAGCAACAGCAAUACCAAAUUUGUAACGGAACCAGAAGCAACAGCAACAGCAGCAGCAGCAGCAGCAGCAGCAGAACAACGUUCACAGCAGCAAGAGCAGCAGGAACAGCAGCAGGAGCAGGAUAAGCAGCAGCAUAUAUUAUAUAUAUAA